Polychytrium aggregatum is the source of this 782-nucleotide messenger RNA. RefSeq lists its product as uncharacterized. The record is from RefSeq and is a predicted model, not a curated record. Lineage: Eukaryota; Fungi; Chytridiomycota; Chytridiomycetes; Polychytriales. The transcript has 3 exons. The coding region runs from base 88 to 663 and encodes 191 amino acids.
GAGCUGGAUGCAUGUCCUGCGGCGCCCCCGGCUCGCCCUGGAGCCAGGUUGCCCUGCAUCUCCCAGCCCAGACCACCGCCGGCAGCCAUGCGAUACAUCUUUGUGGCAACAACCGUCCUGGUGCUCGGGGCCAUGGCCUUCUUUGGAUUCGGCCAGUCGGCCUUCGUGCGGCCAUAUCUCGGGCCGCUGCGGGAUGCCUCCGACCGGGUGCUGCAUUCUCUGUUCUCGGGCUUGCUGACAGUCUCAUUCCACUACAUCUGGGAGUAUCCUCCGACCGCCAGCACGAAAAAGACCGUCCUGGUGACGGGGGCCGCCAUGUUCACCUUCUGCAUUGCCAGCGAGGUUUUCCAGGGUCUUUCUCCGUAUCGAAGCUUUGACGGCAAGGAUAUUGCGUUCAACCUGUUAGGAGCCGGCAUCGGCCUCGUCCUGUGUGUGAUCAUCGACAAGAUCCGAGUUCGCAUUCAUGCUAGAAACAAGCAACUCCGAUGGAGAAACAAGCUGCAGGAGCCAGAAGAGGAGCAGCAGGCCAUGAUACCGAUGCAUGAGCUCGAGGACGAGGACGGCCACGAGGGCAGCGACCAGGAUCCGCUGCAUCCAAACUCAUCCGAAGGAGCCGAUCGCAUCUCGGACGACAUCGAGCGACAGCUGGGGCCUGUCCGCUGAUGCGAUUAGUCUGCACCCAAACACAGCGGGUCGAUCGCUCACAGCGCACCCAAGGGAAACUGGGUGCACAUGCUUGGUUUUACAAUGUCAUUUUGAAUCUGCAGCAUGCUCAGAUCGCG